AUGCAGCGCGUGGCCUGUGUGGGCGACGGUUGCCGCGUCGCCUGGCGAGACGGCACACGGCUGGUGCGCUCGGCGCCCACCGCCGUGGGGCAGGCUUCCUACCGAUGCAUGUUGGAAAUGAGCUCGGUGCAGACGGUCUAUUUGGAAGCUGAGCUCUUGGAAGGAGAUGCGAAGGAACACCUUUGCAGCAGCGGUCCGAUUUCUUUGCGUGAUGAAGACUGGGUGUGUUUGAGCACGACCGAAACGGCCAGCGGCGACCUUUUCAAGUUAAUGUCCUGCAUGAGAGAUUCUCCUGGCUGGACCUUCUGCUUUGAUGUGAAAGAGCGGCCAGAUGGCACAGCCAUCCUUACACAUGUCCGGGUCGUGCGGACUACUUCAGUGACCCAACGGCCUCGUCCCGCAGAAGAGUGCACCCGCGGCCACGCGGCGGACGGGCCACUCCAUCGCCUUCCGGAGGUUUUGGAUUGCACUGAGCCGGAAGUUGAGGGAUCGCAGCACCCUGCACAUCGAAAUUUGCUUCGACUCUAUCAUCAACCCACUGAAGAGAUGUUAAAAGCUGAAUUCUGGGAGGGGCUGGUGCAGCACCAGUUGAAAAUUGGUGUUGAUCCAAUGGCACUGCCCAUGCAGUGUCCGACACCAGCAGUGCCAAAGGCACAUUUGCAAGAGAUGGGCUACUGCCGUUUGCCCAUGUCUUUCAGUGGGAUGCAGGACAUCGUUUUGGCCAUGGAGAGAUUCCAACACCUGGGUUUUCCUCCUGUUUUUGUUUUCAUGUUUGAUGAGCCCUGGCGGAUGCUUCGUGAGCUUUUUCCACUGGUCGCCACCUUGCUGGAGAAGGAGGAGAAAGACGUUCAGGUGAGCCUUUCAGUCUUCGCUUGGGCUCUUCGCCCAAGUUCCGCGGACGACGCCGAACGAGACGGCAGAGACGCCUUCGCUGGAGACGCCUUCGGCCAGGCGCAUCGCGACAAGAGCUAUCGGGAGUGUCAUACGGCAGAGGGACGCUUGGGGAUGCUCACCACUUGGAUCCCCUUGGUGCCGGUCACGGAAGAGGACGGUUGUAUGCAUGUGGUGCCGUCCAACGGAGACGAAGCGGAGGAGCUGCCCUGCCGGGCUGGAGGAGAAGCGUUGAUGUGCCAAGCAGGAGAGGUGCUGAUUUGGAAGGCCAACCUCAUCCAUUGGGGCGCCCGCGCCACGGCGCGCUCACGCGCGCCGCGGCGGAGCAUGGCCACGGCCUUCGUGACGGAGGAGGUCCCAGCCUUUGGGGCGCUCGCCACGGUACCGGCCACCGAGCUGCCCCGGGACGUGGGGACACGGCUCAGGGUCAUCUUGAAAUCGCUCUUGCAGUACAAGUCCUGGUAUCCCGAUUUUCGCGGCUUCGACUUCCUGGCUGGAGAGAAAAAGACGCGAACGCGAACGCAGUGCUCAGAUGCAGACACGGUGGUCAUAGCGAGACCGGUGGUGUACAACCUGUUCUCUCGGCAGCUGGCUGUUUUCGUGCCCAACUUUUGGGACUCGACAAAGAUCGAAGCGGAUAUUUUCCUGCAGCGCUCGUUUUGGCUGCGCAAUCUCACCAUCAGCCCAGCAGCCGCUUCACUGCUCACGGCGCUCGCUCCACCGGGCUUGAACUUCACACGGGUCUUCAUCAGCGAUGCGAAGGUGUCGUGGAACAAUCUCAUGGCCCUCGACUCCAGUCCCAUCGUCGUGGAGAUCGACCGAAUCUCAGCAGAAGCCAGUGAGCUACCUGCUGGUGGGGAAGAAGAGGUGGAAGACUUGAUCCGUCAAUGGCUGGAUGUGUGUGGUGGUGUCCAGCCAGAUCCAUUUACAGGCCGUUAUCCGCUCUUGGAUGCAGCCACCUUCCGCGUGCACCACGUGGACCUCACCAUCACGAGCCCGGCCCGGUAUGGCUUCCUGUCCGUGUCCUUGCGAGGGCUGGAGGUGAAAGCCGUGAACAAGGAUGGCCAACAGCAAGACUUGCUGCACAUGCUGGAACGGUCCCAGGACUGGGAGAACAACGCCAUUACGAUGUCGCGCUUGGUGGAGUGUAGCCAGGCAUCAGCCCGCUACCUGAAAUCUGGCAACUUGACUCGCAUCGGGUGUUCUUUGCUAGUUGAAUACCUUCCUUUUAACCCAAUUGCGAUGGCCUCCAACCUACUAGCGAUGGCCCCCAACCAACCUAAUAGCCAUGUCCUCCAACCUUCACUAGCAAUGGAAGUGAGGCUGCAUUGCCUGGAAAGGAGUCAGCACUUGGAAAAGAAGUGA
Molecule: messenger RNA, 2256 nt
Organism: Durusdinium trenchii
Lineage: Eukaryota; Dinophyceae; Suessiales; Symbiodiniaceae
Source: the annotation of a GenBank genome assembly